Messenger RNA from Zea mays, 2657 nucleotides. RefSeq lists its product as uncharacterized. NCBI's taxonomy places the organism in Eukaryota, Viridiplantae, Streptophyta, Magnoliopsida, Poales, Poaceae. The record is from RefSeq and is a predicted model, not a curated record. The transcript has 7 exons. The coding region runs from base 217 to 2199 and encodes 660 amino acids. Gene Ontology annotation, biological process: regulation of DNA-templated transcription. Gene Ontology annotation, molecular function: DNA binding.
AGCCACGCGGUAAAGCGAGGCACUCGCUUUCUUCCACACCACGUCUCCUCCGCCUGCGUCUGCGUCCCUUCCUCACGCGGACGCCCUCCUAAAAUCCCCAAAAUCCGAUCCGACCACCAAACCCUAACCCCAUCCCGCACUCCCCCCCUCCCCCCCUCCCCCAACACGCGCGCGCUUUCUUAGCCGCUAAGCAUAUCCCUCUCCGCCACGAUCUCGAUGGUGGAGAUGUCUGUGGUGGAGCUCAGGACGCUGCCGCUCGGCUUCCGCUUCCACCCCACCGACGAGGAGCUCGUCACCCACUACCUCAAGGGCAAGAUCACCGGCAGGAUCAACUCCGAGUCCGAGGUCAUCCCCGAGAUCGACGUCUGCAAGUGCGAGCCGUGGGACCUCCCAGAUAAGUCCCUGAUCCGGUCCGAUGAUCCCGAGUGGUUCUUCUUCGCCCCCAAGGACCGCAAGUACCCCAACGGUAGCAGGUCUAACAGGGCCACCGAGGCGGGAUACUGGAAGGCUACUGGCAAGGACAGGAUAAUCAAGUCCAAGGGCGACAAGCGCAAGCAGCAUACCAUCGGUAUGAAGAAGACCCUCGUCUUCCACCGCGGUCGUGCCCCCAAGGGCGAGCGCACGGGGUGGAUUAUGCACGAGUACCGCACCACCGAGCCUGAGUUCGAGUCCGGCGAGCAGGGUGGUUAUGUUCUUUAUCGCCUCUUCCGUAAGCAAGAGGAGAAAACUGAGCGCUCCAGCCCAGAGGAAGUGGAUAGAAGUGGCUACUCACCUACUCCUUCUCGUUCUUCACCUGACAACCUAGAGGCGAAUGAGGAAGCUAAUACACCAUUAAAUAAGGAAUCUCCAGAAUCUGCUCUGCAUGAAAGCCCGAUUGAGCUGCCAAAAUCUGUUGAAACCAAUGGUGGUUCAAUGACAAGGUGGCUGGCGGACAGAAAUGAUAACUUGAUGGUUACUGCACCAGAUGUUUCCCAUAUACCUUUCCACGGACAUGCUGCUGGUGUAGCUAAGGUUGAUCCUUCUGUUGGUGCUUCAGGCCACUUAGUUAAUCCCCACAAUGGAAAUGAUGAUUAUAACAAAUUUGUGUCUGAUUUCACUCCCAUUCUACCACUUGAAAAUGCAUUCUUCACUGAUAUACAACAAGGAGCUUUUGGUUUUGAUGGCAUCAUGAAUCCUCUUGAUCCCCUUGAUGCUUUCUUGAAUCAAACACUUGUUGAUCCUGAUGAACAUUCAUCAACAACAUCAAAAGUUCAGUAUGAUUCUGACAUUCCAACAGAAUUUGAGAACCAUUGGAAUAUGAAGGUUGAGCCUCAAGAUGAUCAAUGCUGGUGGGCAAACAUAGGAUUUGAGCCAGACGAACCAAAUCCUCUGCUUCCUUGUGACACCACUGACCAAGACAUACUUUCUGUUGACUCUGGUGCUGAUUCCUUCAAUGAGCUUUUCAAUAGUAUGGAAGAGACUGGAAUUAUUGUUAGGCCUCAACAGUUGGACUCCACUGUGCAACCAAACCAUGUGUUCGCUAGCCAGGGCAAUGCAGCACGGAGGCUGCGGCUACAGGUUGAGUCUAGGGAGAUCAUAACUAAAGAUGAGAGUGAAGAUGAAGUAUCAUGUGUUCUAACUCCAGACUGUUUGAACGAUUCUGUUGAGGAGUCCACUGCAGAGAAGGAUGUGGCUUCUGAUGGGGAUGAGGCUGAGUCAACAGGGAUUGUUAUUAGAAGCCAUCACCCUGCUCCAAGAUCAAGCUCAGAGAGUUCAUUCACUCAACAGGGAACUGCUAUGCAAAGGCUGCGGCUACAGUCAGGCCUUAACAAAGGCCAGCGUCCUAGUACUGAUGAUUCAUCAAGCUGCAUUAUAGACGAACCAGGAAGUCAGCACAAAGCAGAAAAAGCAGAGAUUGAAGAGGAUGCGAGUACAAACCUCGCUGGAAGUGCUGAUGAUCUACCUGGUAAUAUCCAUGAUGAUGAGCAAAAGAACAUCCCUGAACAUGGUGCUGAAAUGACUUCUCCAGAAGCCAAAUCUGUUCUGAGGUUGCGGAAGACUUCUGAGGAAGGCAACAAGGAUGUCAAGCAGGAGAGUUGUCUCGAGCCACACGUGAGAGCACCAAUGCAGAAGGGAGGCUUCCAAUCAUACAUCAUCUGGCUGGUUCUUCCGGUGGCUCUGCUCCUGCUUCUCUGUGUUGGGACAUAUGGAUGGGUAUGAAAUCUAUCCUGGUGCGGUGCAAGGCAUGACAUUUUGCGCACAUGGGUUCCUGGCGUCAACCUGGUGUGCGGUCUUCUGUACAUAACCUGUGGCAUCCUUUCAACAGCCGUACCCUGCAGUAAGACAUCCCGGCAUUGCCAAGGCAGCUGAAAAAUAAAUAAAAAAACAAGUGGUAGAAAUGACAAGGUGGAAAAGAGCGAGGUGUGUUAUUGUUGGUUUUAGUACAUCGUAGUCUUCUUUUGCUGUUGUUGUAGAUGUCUUGCUAAUGUUGUCGCUGUUGUGUAGUUGCAAUUCAAGCCCAGGGCUGCCAGUUUUAUUUCCUAAUGUAAUGUAGCAAGAGCGAGACCCUGUUAGACGGGUGCGCUGAAAUUCUGAACCUCUGUAAUAUCUGAUGUUCUUGUGGAUACCUGUUUCAGAAUUUUCGGUUCCUGAACCCAGUUACUGAUGGCUUGUUGAUC